CAGGCAGGCCCCGGAGCGCUUUUUCCUCCUCUUCUCCUGUUCGAGGCCCGCCUGCGGCGCUCUGCGCAGCUCGCUUGCUUCGUUUGGGUCCUCGGGAGAGGCCCAGGCAGCCAGCAGGCCUGGCGACGCUCAGGUCAUUUGGGCAAAAAUCAUGAACUGCUGAAUGCAGUAGAACAACUUGCAAGUGAAAUAUUUGGAGUGCUAGGAAGAAGACACUCAAGUGGACAUUUUAUAUCCAGCUUGAAAACUGGACAAACUCUUAUUUAUAUUUUUAUCUUGCUGAAUACUUAAAAUGAAUGGACACAGUGAUGAAGAAAGUGCAAGGAACAGUAGUGGCGAAUCAAGCCAGUCAGAUGAUGAUUCUGGUUCAGCGUCAGGUUCUGGAUCUGGUUCCAGUUCUGGAAGCAGUAGUGAUGGAAGUAGCAGCCAGUCAGGAAGCAGUGAUUCAGACUCUGGUUCAGACUCAGGCAGUCAAUCAGAAUCAGAGUCCGAUGCGUCUAAGGAAAAGAAAGUCCAAGCUAAACCUCCAAAAGUUGAUGGCGCUGAGUUUUGGAAAUCAAACCCAAGUAUUCUGGCUGUACAGAGAUCGGCAAUGCUUAGGAAACAGCAACAGCAAGCAAAAGCAGCUUCCUCAAACAGUGGCUCAGAACAGGAGACCUCAAGUAGUGAAGACUCUGCAGAUGACUCACCCAAUGAAGUUAAGAAGAAGAAACACAAAGAUGAAGAUUGGCAAAUGUCUGGGUCGGGAUCUGUUUCUGGAACUGCUUCAGAUUCUGAUUUGGAAGAAAGCAGAGAUAAAAGUAGUUGUGAGGAGAGUGAGUCUGACUAUGAGCCGAAAAACAAAGUCAAGAGCAGGAAGCCACCAAGCAGAAUAAAACAAAAAAGUGGAAAGAAAAGCGCAGGGCAGAAAAAACGGCAGCUUGAUUCAUCAGAUGAUGAUGACGACGAUGAUGAUGAUGAUUAUGAUAAAAGAGGAUCUCGCCGCCAGGCAACAGUAAAUGUGAGUUAUAAAGAAGCUGAAGAAGCAAAGACAGAUUCAGAUGACCUCUUGGAAGUUUGUGGAGAGGAUGUCCCACAACCUGAAGAAGAUGAAUUUGAAACCAUUGAAAAAUUUAUGGAUAGUCGCAUUGGACGAAAAGGAGCAACUGGUGCUACAACCACCAUCUAUGCAGUAGAAGCUGAUGGAGAUCCAAAUGCAGGAUUUGAUAUAUCAAAAGAACCUGGUGACAUUCAGUAUUUGAUUAAAUGGAAAGGCUGGUCCCACAUCCAUAAUACUUGGGAAACUGAAGAAACUUUGAAACAGCAGAAUGUCAGAGGAAUGAAGAAAUUGGACAACUAUAAGAAAAAAGAUCAGGAAACAAAACGAUGGUUAAAAAAUGCUUCUCCAGAAGAUGUGGAAUAUUACAACUGCCAGCAAGAACUCACAGAUGAUUUGCAUAAACAGUAUCAGAUAGUAGAGAGAAUAAUUGCUCAUUCCAAUCAGAAGUCAGCAGCAGGUUAUCCAGAUUAUUACUGUAAAUGGCAGGGUCUUCCUUACUCAGAGUGCAGCUGGGAAGAUGGUGCUCUCAUUGCAAAAAAGUUCCAGUCACGCAUUGAUGAAUAUUUCAGUAGAAAUCAGUCCAAGACUACCCCUUUUAAGGAUUGUAAGGUGUUAAAGCAAAGACCAAGGUUUGUGGCACUGAAGAAGCAACCAUCUUAUAUAGGAGGACAUGAAAGUUUAGAGUUAAGAGAUUAUCAGUUAAAUGGACUAAACUGGUUGGCUCACUCUUGGUGCAAGGGGAACAGUUGUAUUCUUGCAGAUGAAAUGGGCUUGGGAAAAACAAUACAAACUAUUUCCUUUCUGAAUUACUUGUUUCAUGAGCAUCAGUUGUAUGGGCCUUUCCUACUAGUAGUACCACUUUCCACUUUAACUUCUUGGCAAAGAGAAAUCCAGACAUGGGCUCCCCAGAUGAAUGCUGUAGUUUAUUUGGGAGAUAUCACUAGCAGAAAUGUGAUAAGAACGCAUGAAUGGAUGCAUUUACAGACAAAGCGAUUAAAAUUUAACAUUCUGCUGACCACUUACGAAAUUUUGUUGAAAGAUAAGUCAUUCCUUGGUGGUCUGAACUGGGCAUUUAUAGGAGUGGAUGAAGCCCAUCGAUUAAAAAAUGAUGAUUCCCUCCUGUACAAGACAUUAAUAGACUUCAAAUCUAAUCAUCGCCUUCUUAUCACUGGAACACCUUUGCAAAACUCCCUGAAAGAGCUCUGGUCCCUGCUGCACUUCAUCAUGCCAGAAAAGUUUUCUUCUUGGGAAGAUUUUGAAGAGGAACAUGGGAAAGGAAGGGAAUAUGGCUAUGCAAGUCUUCACAAAGAACUUGAACCAUUUCUUUUGAGGAGAGUUAAGAAAGAUGUUGAAAAAUCUCUCCCUGCCAAGGUCGAACAAAUUUUAAGAAUGGAGAUGAGUGCAUUGCAAAAGCAAUAUUACAAGUGGAUUUUAACUAGGAAUUACAAAGCCCUAAGUAAAGGUUCAAAGGGCAGUACCUCAGGCUUUCUGAAUAUCAUGAUGGAGCUCAAAAAGUGUUGCAAUCAUUGCUACCUCAUUAAACCACCAGAUGAUAAUGAAUUCUAUAAUAAACAGGAGGCCUUACAGAAUUUAAUCCGAAGUAGUGGAAAGCUAAUUCUUUUAGACAAGCUGCUGGUUCGCUUACGAGAGCGUGGCAAUAGAGUACUUAUAUUCUCUCAGAUGGUACGGAUGCUGGACAUCCUAGCUGAAUAUUUGAAAUACCGUCAGUUUCCCUUUCAAAGACUAGAUGGGUCAAUCAAAGGAGAACUGCGGAAACAAGCACUGGAUCAUUUUAAUGCAGAAGGUUCUGAGGAUUUCUGCUUUUUACUAUCUACCAGAGCUGGAGGUCUGGGUAUAAACUUGGCAUCUGCUGAUACUGUAGUUAUAUUUGAUUCUGACUGGAACCCUCAGAAUGAUCUGCAAGCACAAGCUAGAGCUCAUAGGAUUGGACAAAAGAAGCAGGUUAAUAUUUAUCGGCUUGUCACGAAAGGCUCAGUAGAGGAAGAAAUCCUGGAAAGAGCCAAGAAGAAGAUGGUUUUAGAUCACCUGGUCAUUCAGAGAAUGGACACUACAGGAAAAACAGUACUGCACACAGGUUCUGCACCAUCCAGUUCUGCUCCUUUUAACAAAGAGGAGCUUUCAGCUAUUCUGAAGUUUGGUGCUGAGGAACUUUUUAAGGAACCAGAAGGUGAAGAACAGGAGCCACAGGAAAUGGACAUAGAUGAAAUCUUGAAGAGAGCUGAAACACGAGAAAAUGAAACUGGUCCAUUAAGCGUUGGAGAUGAGCUGCUUUCCCAGUUUAAGGUGGCCAAUUUUGCCACUAUGGAUGAAGAUGACAUUGAAUUGGAACCUGAUCAAAAUUCAAGAAACUGGGAAGAAAUAAUUCCAGAAGUCCAGAGGCGAAGAUUAGAAGAGGAGGAAAGGCAAAAAGAAUUGGAGGAAAUUUAUAUGCUACCAAGAAUGCGAAACUGUGCAAAACAAAUCAGCUUUAAUGGAAGUGAAGGGAGGCGUUGUAGAAACAGAAGAUAUUCUGGAUCAGAUAGUGACUCCAUCUCAGAAAGAAAACGGCCCAAAAAACGUGGAAGACCACGGACUAUUCCACGGGAAAACAUUAAAGGAUUUAGUGAUGCAGAGAUUCGGAGAUUUAUCAAGAGUUAUAAGAAAUUUGGAGGACCCCUUGAAAGGCUAGAUGCUAUAGCUAGAGAUGCUGAACUUGUGGAUAAAUCUGAGACAGACCUUAGACGACUUGGAGAGCUGGUACAUAAUGGAUGCAUCAAGGCUUUAAGAGACAACUCGUCUGGACAAGAAAGAGCAGGGGGCAGACUUGGAAAAGUUAAAGGCCCAACAUUCCGAAUAUCAGGAGUCCAGGUAAAUGCAAAACUAGUCAUCUCACAUGAAGAAGAGCUAGCACCAUUGCAUAAAUCGAUUCCGUCAGAUCCAGAAGAGAGAAAGAGAUACACCAUUCCUUGUCACACUAAGGCUGCACAUUUUGAUAUGGACUGGGGCAAGGAGGAUGACUCCAAUCUUCUAAUAGGCAUCUAUGAAUAUGGCUAUGGUAGUUGGGAAAUGAUAAAAAUGGACCCAGAUCUUAACUUGACACACAAAAUUCUACCAGAUGAUCCAGAUAAGAAACCCCAAGCCAAGCAGCUACAGACCCGUGCAGACUACCUCAUAAAAUUACUCAAUAAGGAUCUAGCAAGGAAGGAAGCGCAGAGACUUUCUGGAGCAGGAGGCUCAAAGAGAAGAAAGAUGAGGACUAAGAAGAGUAAGACCAUAAAAGCAGCAAAAAUUAAAGAGGAGAUAAAGAGUGAUACAUCACUACCCCCUUCAGAUAAAUCUGAUGAAGAGGAAGACGAUGAUAGCAAGGAUGAAAUGGCUUCAGUGAAACAUCCAAAUAAAAAAAUAAAAACAGAAAAAGAAAAUGAAGAAAACCCUGAUAUAGAUAUUACUAUGAAAAAGGAGACUGAUGAGAAAAGAGAAUCCAAGGAAAACAAGAAGGAUCUAAAACGGGAGAAAAAAGAAAAAGAGGACAAGAAGGAGUUGAGAGAAAAAGAUAUAAAAGAGAAGAGAGAAAGCAAGGCAAAAGAAUACAUGCAGCGAGAAAAAGAAGUAAAAGAAGAAAAGACAAAUGAGUCCAAAUCUGAGAGCAAAGACAAAACCAAGAAAACCCCUUCAGCAGACACACCUGUUCAUAUAACAGCAAGUAGUGAGCCAGUUCCUAUAUCUGAAGAAUCUGAAGAGCUGGAUCAGAAGACAUUCAGUAUAUGCAAAGAAAGAAUGAGGCCUGUCAAAGCAGCACUAAAACAGCUAGAUAGACCAGAGAAAGGUCUUUCAGAAAGGGAACAGCUGGAGCAUACUAGGCAGUGUCUUAUCAAAAUUGGAGAUCAUAUAACCGAGUGUCUAAAAGAAUACACAAAUCCUGACCAGAUCAAACAGUGGAGAAAAAACUUGUGGAUUUUUGUUUCCAAAUUUACAGAAUUUGAUGCCAGGAAGCUACACAAAUUGUACAAACAUGCAAUAAAAAAACGUCAAGAAACUCAGCAACACAAUGAGCAGAAUAUCAGCAGCAGUGUGAAUACACAUUUUAUCAGAAAUCCAGAUGUGGAGCGACUAAAAGAGAACACAAAUCAUGAUGAUAGUAGCAGAGAUAGUUAUUCCUCUGACAGACACUUAUCACAGUAUCAUGAUCAUCACAAGGAGAGACUUCAUGGAGACACCUACAAAAAAAGUGAUUCUAGAAAAAGGCCUUAUUCCACAUUCAGCAAUGGAAAAGAUCACAGGGAUUGGGAUCACUAUAAACAGGAUUACAGAUACUACGCUGAUGGCAAACAUAGAAAGCUGGAUGACCACAGGAAUAGAGAUCAUAGGUCAAAUGUGGAAGGCAAUUUAAAAGACACUCGGUCACACUCAGAGCAUCGAAUACACUUAGAUCAUCGAUCCAGUUCAGACUACAGCCAUCAUAAAUCUUCAAGGGAUUAUAGAUACCAUUCAGACUGGCAAAUGGAUCACAGAGCUUCCAGUAGUGGCCCUAGGUCACCCUUGGAUCAGAGAUCACCCUAUGACGCACGAUCUCCAUUAGGACACCGAUCUCCUUUUGAACAUUCAACAGAUCACAAAAGUACACCGGAACAUAUGUGGAGUGGCCGGAAAACAUAGCAAAGACUUAUUAUUUCCUGGACUGUUUUUUAGCCAUACACAAUAAACUAACACAGCAAUUGCCUUACAUGACUUGAAAGACAUGGACCGGAUGUGCUAUGAGUAGCAGUAUUGUUACUACUUUCCAAUAUGCUAGGUCUAUUAUCCCAACAGAAAAAGAAAUAUUUUUGUAUUUAAAGUUUUAAUGCUGCACUGUGUUGCAAAUGUUGUAGCACAUUUUUUUAAAGAAAAGAUGUUUACUUUUUACAGGGACCUCAACACUGCCCCACUCAGACUGGAUCUUAAUCUGAACUCCUUGUCAAAGUGGUUUUAUCCUGAACACAAUUUAAAUUAUGUUUGUAGAUGAGCAUUCACAUCCUGUGAUCAUAUUUCAGGAAAGAAUCAAGAAGGGGGUUUUUUUGUUUGUUUUUUUUAAGAGAGAGAGAAGUAUUCAAGGACUUUGUUCACUUUCCAAAGCUACUUGUUUACAUUGUACACUGCGACCAUCUUGCCGCUUUUUCAUCACAAGCUUGAAUAUUUAAAUUCUGUACCUAUAGUUGUAAAAUAGCCAGGCGUUCUCCAGUUUGAUCAGUUGUAAUGCCUUUUUACAAAAUGGCUGUAAAUUAUUGUAAAUUAAAUGAGUUUCCCUCCCC
Messenger RNA from Varanus komodoensis (Komodo dragon), 6327 nucleotides. RefSeq names its product chromodomain helicase DNA binding protein 1 (gene CHD1). Gene Ontology annotation, cellular component: chromatin; nucleus. Bases 293 to 5695 code for a protein of 1800 amino acids. Lineage: Eukaryota; Metazoa; Chordata; Lepidosauria; Squamata; Varanidae. Gene Ontology annotation, molecular function: histone binding; ATP-dependent chromatin remodeler activity; DNA binding. The transcript has 37 exons. The record is from RefSeq and is a predicted model, not a curated record. Gene Ontology annotation, biological process: nucleosome organization; regulation of transcription by RNA polymerase II.